CUCUCUGCACCCAAUUCAUUCCCAUCACCGGCACCACUGCUGUCGCCACGACAAGCUCUUCUUCUCCUCGCGCAUCCGCCCAUGGAGCUGGCCUCCUCCGCUUCCGCCUCCGUCUGCUCGGCGUACCACCAGCUCUCGGCGCCAGAGGGCGAUGAUGGUGACGGCAGCACGCAGGCGACGACGCAGCUCGCACGGCGGCGGGGGAGGAGGCACGCCGGCGGCUGCGCCGGGCUCCGGCGGCGGUGCUACGCGGUGCUGAAGCAGCAGCGGACGCGGCUGUACAUCCUCCGGCGGUGCGUCACCAUGCUGCUGUGUUGGCACGAGCACGACCUGUCCGACUGAGCCUGGGCCGCGAGCCCGGUUGAAUUCCACGCAGGCUGAGCUGGGCCGGGCCGGGCCUAGUUUUCUCGUUCGUUUUGUAGGAAGUUUAGAGUUUCGGUGUACACUGCCGGUCUGUGAAAAAGAGCAAAUUCUGGUGAACUUUUUCGGUUUGAUGUGUGUUUGAGCAUGAAUGCAAACAGGGUAGAUUUGUGAUCCAACGAAAUUCCAAUCAACAUG
Phragmites australis (common reed) is the source of this 558-nucleotide messenger RNA. RefSeq names its product small polypeptide DEVIL 17-like. The coding region runs from base 82 to 342 and encodes 86 amino acids. Gene Ontology annotation, biological process: negative regulation of cell population proliferation. The transcript has a single exon. The record is from RefSeq and is a predicted model, not a curated record. Lineage: Eukaryota; Viridiplantae; Streptophyta; Magnoliopsida; Poales; Poaceae.